AUGGCCUCUCGCGAAGAGCGCAUGCAGCAGCGCCUGCGCGGCUCCCAGAGACGGCAAGUGAAAGACGUCGAUUUUGGCCUCUCUUUUCCUAUUAAUCCCGCCCAAGCCGAACCAAAUGCCAGCCCAUCUAUCCAUCAGCCAUCACCACAAGCCACCGACCUCCCCUCGCAAUCUACAUCUGCCCAGACGCCUGCUGCCCGUCAACCAUCCUUACCAGCCAGUAUCCGGCUAUCCGCCAGUACGAGCACUAACGAUGCGAAUACCUCUGCGAAGAGGAGAAAGCUGGAUACGGACGUGGCGCCGAACAGCGCGAGGAGCAUGAGGAGCAGGGCUGGAAGGGAGCAGGGACAGGGAGAUCCGCCGAGGAGGUUAGAGGAUAUCGCGAGGAAUUCAGAGGAGGGUACCGGGGAGCAUGAACAGGAAUCAUCCGACUUGGAACCGGCGGAUGUGGAGAUGUCGAUAGGGCCUGAUUUGUCGGGCGAGGGCGACGGGCACGAUAGGGGAGAUCCUGGCGAUGCGUCAAUACUUGAAGAGUCUAUCGAUGAAGAAACGACCGUCGAAGUUAUUGGAGGAGCAGAAGUUGAGGGCAGAGAGGUGGAACUGUCUUCUGUGAAAGGGAGUCGGGCCUCGACGAAGACACCGUUGCCGUUGGAAGAGAGUUUCGUCGAUGUGGUUGAGGAGAGUCCGAGAAAUGCGCCUGGCAGCGGGAUGAGGACGAGAGUGGCUCUUCCGAAGAGCUCGCAACUGUUGAAUGAAGACGUGACUGGGCCACGAGAGAAGACGCCGGUGAUGCAAAGGAAGCGGAAGAGAGGGGAGAAUGGCCCGAAGUCUUCGCCUAUUUUGAGAGGAAAGCAGCGUCAGACGCCGAUGCUUGAUGAACUUGAUGAAUUAUCUCCUGAACAGCCCAGUAGUCGGUUCCACGGGACUCGGGCUGUUGUUGAGGAACUCGAUGAGUUAUCUCCAGAACAGCCAAAUCGUCGUAACCGUACAACUCAUGCCAUCGUGGACGAGCAUGCGGAAUAUACGGAGGUGGACGAGAAUACCAGUCGGUCAUAUGAGCAGGAAGAAGCCGAAGAAAUUGACGAUGAGCAAGCUGCUGCCGUCUUGACGAAGAACCAAGGUCGGAGAACAUCUAGCAGAUUCGCCGCUGCAUCUCCAGAACUAGGGGCCCGUGACGUAUCCAAGCCGCCCAUCUUUAAGAAACCAAAGGGAAGACUCCAGGUCGACUCAAGCCCUGUCCGACAACGCCAGCCCAAGAGAGCACCUUCAAAAGUAAAAUCUAAGGGUGCGAAGAAAGCUGCAAACAAGCAGCCUAUUCGUGCCGGAAAGCCAAUUGAUGUUGUUGUCCACCGCUUGACGGGGUGGCCUAUGUACGAUGAGAAUGAGGAUGAUGCAGACGUCCUCAACUCUGAGAUUCCGCAUGUCAAGCGCAGCGGAGUUAAUACGAUAGAUGUGCUAAGUGAGGUGUGUCAGGAGCUUAUUAGUACUGGGCUCAAUACACUGGAGGGAAUGGGCAAUGAGUGCCAGGACAAAGCGGCGAGGAGGGAGUACAAAGUCAAGUAUGACGCUGUGGAGACUUUCGGGAGAGAGCUUAAUCUGAGGCUGCUUGAACAUACGAUCAAUUUGGACAAUGCCUACUCCCUUGAGCGUCGUGUUCGAGAUGAACAGCGCAAGAAGCUCGGGCUAAGGGAGGAGAUCCUCCGCGUAAGAAAAGAGCGCGAGCAAGUGGCACUGCGUAUGGACUCCAUCCGCAUGAAGCACGAGAGAGAGAAGAACGCCGCACAGAGCCGCGAGUCUCUCAACACGGCAGUCUACGAUAUCGAGCUUGCGAUCGAACUUGGCAAGUCGGCGCAGAGUCAAACUACACCUGCUGGCGCGAUGGUCGGUACGGAAGUGCUGGUGAAGAGGGUUGCGAACGACGUUAGUGGAAUGGGAGAUGGAGGGGGCCUCUUGAAGAGGAUUCGGGAGUUCAAUGCGUUCUUGGAAAGAGCUGCGCUAGCGCUUGAGGAGAGGAAGCUAUAG
Messenger RNA from Drepanopeziza brunnea f. sp. 'multigermtubi' MB_m1, 2022 nucleotides. RefSeq lists its product as uncharacterized. The record is from RefSeq and is a predicted model, not a curated record. Lineage: Eukaryota; Fungi; Ascomycota; Leotiomycetes; Helotiales; Drepanopezizaceae.